AAAUGAAUUAAAAUUGAAGCAUAUUUAUUAUGCGAUUAAAAAUUAUAAAAAAAUUCAAACGUUUGAUAUAAGGAAUAUCAAUAGUUACAUAUACAUAGGAAAUAAAGAAUGUUGAAAAAGUAAAGUAUUUUAAUAGUAAAAUGAAAUAAAUAACGAGCAUUAUAAUAGUGUAUUUAUAAAGAAGCAUGGCGUCCAAUCCUAUUAUUUCGUUUGUGUAUAACAUAACCUAUCAAAGUCCUUUAAAUAAAAGAAAUAUUAUCUCAAAUUUUAACGGAAUAGCGUGUUUUUUCAAAAAUAUGACAGGACCAUAAUAUUUGUAAGUGGAAAUACUUUGUACAUCAUUCAAAAUGAUAGAUUUCAAUUUAAUUAGGGAAUAUUUAAGUAUGCAAAUUAAUGAAAUAAUUUGUUGGUGGUGGUUUUACAUCAAUGAAAUUUCAUGGCAGUUAUUAAUAGCUAUUACCGCAUAUCUUUGCGUUUGUAUUUUUCUCUAUUCAAUUCUGAAGAAAGUUAGCCACAUAGCGUGGCAGCUUCCAGGUCCACCUGCCAGAAUAUUGUUAGUCACAGCACAUCCUGAUGAUGAAGUUAUGUUUUUUGGUCCAUUGGUAUACUGGGUUACAAAAUCCAAGGCUAGUGAAAUUUAUCUCCUCUGUCUUAGUAAUGGUGGUGAUAAAAGAAGAAAAGAAGAGUUAUGGGAAUGUACAAAAAUAUUAGGAAUUCCUGAAGAUAAUGUAACUAUAAUAAUGAGUACAGAGUUACCUGAUGAUCAAAAUGUACAAUGGCCAACAGAGAUAGUGGCAGAAUUUAUUUUACAAUAUGUAGAAAGUUAUAAAAUCAAUGCAGUUAUAACAUUUGAUAAACAUGGUAUAAGCAGACAUAAAAAUCAUAUUUCUUUAUACUUUGCUAUAGCUGCAUUAUGCAUAGAAAAAAAAGUACCAUAUUAUUGUAAACUAUAUGUUUUAGAAUCUGUAAAUAUAUUUAGAAAAUAUGUACAACUUUUAGAUUUACCAAUUAGUUUAUUGACUGCUUCAUAUUGGUAUUUAAUAACAUAUAAUCAAAAAAAAAUUAUAAAAAAAGGUAUGAUUGCACACAAAUCUCAGUAUGUUUGGUUUCGAAAGUUAUACAUGAUAUUUUCGCGAUAUACAUUCAUCAAUACCUUUCAAGAAAUGAGUGCUCUUGAUCUGGAAUUGGAUCUCCAAUUUGAUGAUGAAUAAUCCAAUUAAUAUAUAUUACUGUACAAAUUGUAAUUAAUUGUACAUAUUAAAAAAUAAUAUUUGUCUAUUAAUAUGUAAUAAAACAAUUACAGCAUU
This is a messenger RNA of Apis dorsata (giant honeybee), 1307 nucleotides long. RefSeq names its product N-acetylglucosaminyl-phosphatidylinositol de-N-acetylase (gene PIG-L). Gene Ontology annotation, molecular function: N-acetylglucosaminylphosphatidylinositol deacetylase activity. The record is from RefSeq and is a predicted model, not a curated record. Bases 348 to 1211 code for a protein of 287 amino acids. Gene Ontology annotation, cellular component: endoplasmic reticulum. Gene Ontology annotation, biological process: GPI anchor biosynthetic process. Lineage: Eukaryota; Metazoa; Arthropoda; Insecta; Hymenoptera; Apidae. The transcript is spliced from 5 exons.